Camelina sativa (false flax) is the source of this 2493-nucleotide messenger RNA. Its product is annotated as cytochrome P450 71B12. Gene Ontology annotation, molecular function: oxidoreductase activity, acting on paired donors, with incorporation or reduction of molecular oxygen; monooxygenase activity; iron ion binding. NCBI's taxonomy places the organism in Eukaryota, Viridiplantae, Streptophyta, Magnoliopsida, Brassicales, Brassicaceae. The record is from RefSeq and is a predicted model, not a curated record.
UCCAAUUAGGCACAUACAUAAAAAGAAGCAAACCACACAGCCACAUAUCCUAAUUCAUUUUAUCCGUAGAAGCAAACAAAUUUUCUCUCUUUCUCUCUCCUUCGACCCACAAACUUUUAAGUUUAAGGUACACAGCUCGGAGAGCGCCGGAAGUCCCUACUAGAAUCCAGGGACUGUGCCCCUUGAACAGAGGAGAGGUAAAUGGGGCAGGUCCCGGUCAGUCUGUGUUAACAUCAACACCAAUGUGAUUCCCAUGAGCUUCUGAGCCGAAAGCCCCCGAAUCUUCGCCCGCCCGUUUCACUUCCGCGCCGGAGGAAAUGGGAUUCGAACCACUUUCUUGUUCCUAUUAACAAAAUAUCCCCUACUCAUUGUGCAUAUUAUCUGCAUAUUCUAUAUCAUAUAGUUGUGUAUAUUUUUUAUAAGGUUACACAUAUUUUGAUAAAUAUCAUAUAUGUGUAUAAAGUUUUAGGGAUUGGACAUUUUUGAAAAGUGGUAUUGGAAAAAUGUGUUUUUUAAAUUCCCCAUUACAACUUACUUUUAUAGUUUUGUUAGAAUUGUUUUGUGAUGAAAUUUUUUUACAGUAUUUACAUAAUAAGAUAGUGUUCAAAAUUACAUUAAUCUAACUAAGGACCAUAACAUUUUUUAUUAAUUUAUAGAGAUUAGUAGUUUAUUAAAUAUUAAUUUAUAGAGAUUUUACUGUAAUUAGGGUGCUUCUGUGGUUUUGGUUAGCGCCGUUUUUCUUUUGUGGUUAGUCGUCCACUUGACAUGCUAUCCUAUUUAUUUUUCUCUAAAGGUUAUGAAAUAUUCAAUUAACUAUAAACUAUUCACUUUUUAUAAACUAUUCAUUUGUGUGUAGGAAGCAAAAUGAGUUUUUGGUGGUAUAUCAUUGUUGCCUUCUUCUUCUUUUUAUCUAUGUUCAUUGUAAAGAACACGAGAGCAAAAAGGAAGAAUCUACCUCCCGGACCACCAAGACUUCCUAUAAUUGGCAACUUGCACCAACUGGGAUCAAAACCUCAUCGUUCGAUGUUCAAAUUAUCCAAAAAAUAUGGACCCCUAAUGUCUCUUAAGUUUGGAAGCGUGUCUACUGUUGUGGCAUCUACACCAGAGACAGUGAAGGAAGUCUUAAAAACGUUUGAUCUAGAAUGUUGUUCGCGACCUUAUAUGACUUAUCCUGCAAGAAUUACACACGAUUAUAAAGAUCUUGCCUUUUCUUUCUACAACAACUAUUGGAGGGAAGUACGAAAGAUGACAGUUGUUGAGCUCUACACUGCAAAAAGGGUAAAAUCAUUUCAAUAUAUAAGAGAAGAAGAAGUUUCAUCCUUUGUCCAAUUCCUUAAAGAGUCUGCUUCGUUGGAAAAACCAGUUGACUUCAACCAAAAGUUAGUGAAACUCUCUGGGAAUGUGAUUUGUAAAGUUGCAUUUGGGAUAACUCUAACAGGGAGCAAACUUGAGAAUACUUUUGAGGAAGUCGUUCAAAGAACCAUGGAGGUGGUAGGGAGCUUUGCCGCAGCAGAUUACUUCCCAGUUGUUGGUAAAAUCAUCGAUAGGAUCACAGGAUUACAUAGCAAAUGUGAGAAGGUUUUUAAGGCACUAGAUUCAUUUUUCGAUCAAUCUAUAAAGCAUCACCAAGAAGAUGAAAGUAUCGAUGAUGAUAUCAUUGCUUUGCUCCUCAAGAUGGAAAGGGGAGAAACUGUGCUGGGAGAGUUUCAACUAACUCGAAACCACGUCAAAGGAAUUAUUCUGAACCUUCUUCUUGCGGGAACAGACACUGCUGCCAAUAUCGUGACAUGGGCGAUGACACAUUUGAUUACUAACCCAAGAGUUCUGAAGAAAGUGCAAGCAGAGAUGAGAGAAGUGAUCAAAAACAAAGAUGAUAUCACCGAAGAUGCUAUAGAACGACUCGAGUAUUUGAAAAUGGUGAUCAAAGAAACAUUUAGGAUAAACCCAGUUGUGCCACUACUAAUUCCAAGAGAGGCUUCAAAAGAUCUAAAGAUUGGAGGUUAUGACAUUCCAAAGAAAACUUGGAUCCAUGUCAACGUAUGGGCUGUUCAUAGGAAUCCAGACGUUUGGAAAGAUCCGGAAGCUUUCAUCCCUGAGAGGUUUAUGGAUAGCGAGAUUGACUAUAAAGGUCUAAAUUUUGAGUUGUUGGCGUUUGGUAGCGGAAGGAGAGUGUGCCCAGGUAUAGGAAUGGGUAUGACUUUGGUACACUUGGCUCUUAUCAAUCUUCUUUACCGUUUCGAUUGGAAGCUUCCUGAAGGAAUGAAGAUUGAAGAUGUUGAUCUUGAAGAAUCUUAUGGACUUGUUAGUCCUAAGAAAAUUCCACUUGAGCUUGUCCCCAUCCUUACCCAAUGGACUUGACUUCACUUCACUUUUUAAUUUCAUAGUUCAAAAUAAAUAAUGUGAAGAUCUUAUACCAAUAUUACCAUAUCAUAAAUAAUGUGAAGAUAUUAUACCAAUAUUACCAUAUAUCAAUAAAAUGUUUGUUCAAUCCGA